Fusarium venenatum is the source of this 1776-nucleotide messenger RNA. RefSeq lists its product as uncharacterized. NCBI's taxonomy places the organism in Eukaryota, Fungi, Ascomycota, Sordariomycetes, Hypocreales, Nectriaceae. The record is from RefSeq and is a predicted model, not a curated record.
AUGGUAGAAAGACGUUUCCAAUACCUCUCAACGCUCAAUUUCACAGACACCCCAUUCAAACAGUUCACUAUUCCCCCGGACUUCAGAGCCUGGGAGGUCUCCUGGCUUACUCGCCUAAAUGCCGUCAUCAACAAUGCUCAAAUUCCUGCUAGACUGAUCGAGACCGGGUGCAUCGUUGACAAUGCUACCAAUUGUCAAAAGGCAUGCGGGAGCGAAGAACAUAUGUUCUCGAAUCCCGAGACGCUAUGGAAUUGCCUUACACUUGCGACUGUGGCCAUGAUGUCUACCAACAACGGGCCAGAUACCAUCAGCAACGAGACACUUGAAGAAGUUGAUGAAAGGUUUGGCACUGGCCCUUUGAACGAGUUCUGGGAACGGCGCGCAUUGUUGAAAUAUGUCAAAUGCGCGCUUCAGUCAUGCUCAGACUCUAAGUUUGGUGGAUGUCCACCGGGACUUUGGGCCUUUCAAUGCCAGAGGAUCACGUCAAGGAAUAUCAAGUACCUGGGCAAAAUCAUGAGUACUCAGUACUGCGACAAAGCUGAUCCUGGGAUUGACUAUGAUAUUGCAGGGCCUGGGAUAAUCGUGGCAUAUCUAAUCCAGUUUGCGAUAGUACUAUUCUUUGCCCUGUGCUACAAGAUUAGCAAGACAUGGAUCAGAAACUUCGCACUAAUCUCGCUUCUUCCAUUCCAUGGGCCUGCUCGAAGUACUGAGACAGCCCUUAAAUGGCAGAAAGCUGUUUCAAGGAGUACCUUUGGUGUUGCGAUUACUUCAACUCUUGUCGAUCUCCAGGAAGCUCAAGCGGUGUUCCUUGGCACCAUAUCGAUAGCUUCCAUUAUAACCUUCACAAAUUCAAGUGGAACGGGACUUGGUAACAUUAGUUCGCUACUCUCCUGGCUGGCAAACAACCUCACCUUGAGGGGUAUGAUUUCAGCCGGGAUAUAUCCCCUGCUGUUGGUCCAGCUAAUCCUUCAAAAGACUCACAAUCGCUGGUGGUAUACACUUGCUCUUGUAUUUAUGAACUGGGUUCUUGCUGUACUAGUUGCUCGUCAUCAAGCCGUUGACGAGCUUUCGUUAUUAAAGCACUUUACCGACUCUUCCCCUUUGGAAAACUGCGGUAAUCACACCGGGCCCAGGACCUUUUGUCAGACGUUCAAUAAGCCCACCGAGAGAGGUUCUAGUUCUAAUACCGGCGAAGAGUCAGAUCAUCUAGAUCGCGAUGCGGAGAGCUUCUUCAAGAUUCACUCCAGGAUACAGGCACCCAUGCAUGUAAUAAUGGCAUUCCUGAUAUUGGACUGGAUACUCGCAAUGAUAGGGAUGCAUCUCUCUGAGAGGGGUGAUUGGUUAUCUCACAAGGCCCACGCUUUGAUAGAUAGCUUACCUUCACGUCUGAAGUCGUUUUAUACCCAGAGAUACUUCGUCAUAUUUACAGAAGCCAUCUGGAUUUCGAUGGAAAUCCUCACUAUCGUCAUGGGGGCCAUAGGGGUACAUGAGUUUGCGGCAUUUAUGCAUCUACUCAGCGGGGGAGGAUCUGGCAACAAGAGUAAUGUUGCUUUAUCUAAAUGGGGCUUUGGACAGCUGGUAGCAGUAUGUGUUUGGGUUCCUGUAAUACUCAAGUUCGCUUGUCUCAUGGUUGACGGAGCUUUGCCUGGCUGGAGAAAACGGCUUGGACAAUUUAUCGAGAUUACACAGCACAAAGAAACAGAACCGGAUGGGAAUGAUGUUGUUAUGGAAAGUUUGCUUCCGUCCAGUCCUACAACGAGGGGCCAGACGGAUUAA